Cottoperca gobio is the source of this 4896-nucleotide messenger RNA. It is a transcript of the gene espn, whose product is annotated as espin. The coding region runs from base 102 to 2801 and encodes 899 amino acids. Gene Ontology annotation, molecular function: actin filament binding. Gene Ontology annotation, cellular component: cytoplasm. The transcript has 14 exons. The record is from RefSeq and is a predicted model, not a curated record. NCBI's taxonomy places the organism in Eukaryota, Metazoa, Chordata, Actinopteri, Perciformes, Bovichtidae. Gene Ontology annotation, biological process: actin filament bundle assembly.
UGAUCUGAAGCUCUGUAAAUACGAUGCUGACCCCAUUAGCACGGUGAACUGAUCGGUCUGAACGCAGGCAACCAAAGGAACGAGUGCAAUCUGCUGCAGCGAUGGUGGUGGAGGGGGACCGGACGCUGCUCGCCGCGAGGCAAGGGGACGUGCAGACUCUGAAAGUGCAAUUAGCGCAAAAAGCCGUCACCGGCGACGUCAAGGAUGGGCUGGGGGCUUCACCGGUCCACCACGCAGCCCGGGCCGGGAAACUAACCUGCCUGCGAUUCCUGGUGGAGGAGGCAGGGCUGCCGGGUAACUGCCUGGCUAACAACGGGGCAAGCCCGGCGCAUGACGCAGCAGCCACCGGCAACCUGGCCUGCUUACAGUGGCUGCUGACCCAGGGUGGAUGUCGGCCAGAGGACAGGGACAGUUCUGGUGCCACCGUUCUCCACCUCGCAUCCCGCUUCAGUCACCACGAGAUCACUGACUGGCUGCUGAAGAGUAGCGAGGUGGACCCUGGGGCGUCCACCGAUACAGGCGCCGUACCUGUUCACUAUGCUGCUGCCAAGGGAGACAUGCCCUCUCUCCGACUGUUACUGGGGCACAGCCCAAACGUUGUCAAUUCCCAAACUAAGAAUGGUGCCACUCCACUCUACCUGGCCUGCCAGGAGGGUCAUCUGGAGGUCGUCCAAUACCUGGUCAAGGAUUGCGGGGCAGAUCCGAACAUCAGAGCCAAUGACGGGAUGACACCUCUGCAUGCUGCUGCCCAGAUGGGCCACAACACUGUCAUCGUCUGGCUAAUGAGUUUCACAGAGAUCAGCCUGACAGACAGGGAUAAUGACGGGGCCACGGCCAUGCACUUUGCAGCCAGUCGGGGCCAUGCAAAGGUGCUCAGCUGGCUGCUGCUGCACGGCGGAGAGAUUGUCACUGACAACUGGGGAGGGACCCCGCUUCACGACGCGGCAGAGAACGGCGAACUGGAGUGCUGUCAGAUCCUUGUGGUCAAUGGGGUAGACCUGGGCAUCAGGGACCAGGACGGCUUCACAGGAGCAGACCUGGCUGAGUACAACGGCCACUCCCAGUGUGCCAAAUAUCUGCGCACUGUGGAGAACAUGAGUGUGGAGCAUCGCGUUUUGUCUCGGGACCCCUCAAUGGACCUCGAGUACAAGCAGCCGGACUCGGGCCUCUCGUCCCCAAAUACCACCAUGCCCCCUGCCAGCCAGGCGGCACACUUUGACAUCAGUUCACCAUCCAGCUCCCUGUCCAACUACGACUCAGCCAACUCCAGCCAGUCCAGCACUGGGGAGAAAAGGAGCAGCUUAACAACGUCACGCGGCCCGCCCGCUCAGCUGAACACAGUCGCACACACAGGUGCAUCAGAGUCAGCCAUUUCAGACAUGCAGGCAUAUAUGGACAUGCUAAACCCAGACAUUGGCUCUGACAUGCCCAAGAAGAAUGAGAUACCUGCUGAUGCCACCUCCAAGCCCCCGCCACCACCAACCUAUCCACCACCGCCUCCCCCACAGUCUCCCCCGUUGCCCCCUCCACCCCCAGGCUAUCAAGCACCACAGCCCCCUCAGGAGCCGACGUCAGCGGAGUUCCUGAAGGUGAAAAGCAACCUGCGACACGUGGGAAGCAACAGCAGCAAGACGGAGCAGCUGACUCCUGGAGAUAAACACGACAAACUGCGACGUGUGGAUUCAAACAGGAAGUCAAGGAGCUUCAGCAAGCAGCCUAGCACUGGGGACUACUACAAGACCCUGGGCAGCGACACAGCCGAGCCCCGAGAGAGCAAAGGCAUGGCGCCCAAUGAGGAGGGCUCCGUGUUAUUGGAGGAGCCUACAGACAGCCCUGCUCACAGCUCAGAGAAUGGCACCACAGAGGAAUCCGCUGCACCCCCUCCUCCUCCUCCUCCACCUCCGCCUCCUCUUCCCCCAAGCAACCCCACGCCAACACCCCCUCCACCUCCUCCACUGCCCCCGGAGACGACAACCGCCCAGCAUCACUCUGCCAGUAGCACCUUCACCAACCAGCGACGCCUAUCUUCCUCAUCAGGAAGCACAAAAUCUUUCAACAUGAUGUCCCCCACUGGCGACAACUCAGAGCUGCUGGCAGAGAUCAAAGCAGGGAAGAACCUCAAGCCAACACCUCACAGUAAAGGCUACACCACUGUCUUUACCAACAGCGGACCCACAGGCAACAAUGAAAACACCACAUCUCCGCCAGAGACCCGCACAUCUAGCCCAGUAGCCAAGUCCCCAUCCCCUCCUCCAUCCAAUAAGUCUGUCACCUCCCCACCAAACACCCCUAGUCCCAGCCCCAGUCCCACUGGCUCCGGAUCUGCCAGGAUGAUGUCGUCAUCUGCAAGUUACGAGCAAUUGUCCUCCAACUCUGUGAUCAAUGGGAACAAUGACGGCACGGCAGGAGCAGAGUCGGGCCGGAAGAUGAGCCUUGCGGAUGUGGAGGCGCUGGUGCCCACUCAUGACGAACAGGGGAAAGCAAUCCCUGAAUGGAAGCGGCAGGUGAUGGUGCGAAAGCUUCAGGUCAAGAUGCAAGAUGAGGAGGAGCACAAGCGCAAGGAUGAUGAGGAGACUGCACGCCUGGCGUCGAUGCCGGCCUGGAGGAGAGACAUGAUGAAGAAGAAAAUGGACGAAGAGAAGGAACAAAAAAGAAAAGUGGAGCAGCAGGCCAAACAGGUCAAGGAGAUGGAGGAGAAGACGGAGCAGGAGCGACUACGGAACCUGGGCUACGACGAGACCAAGCUGGCCCCCUGGCAGCGACAAAUCAUUCUGAAGAAAGGGGAUAUAGCCAAACAGUGAACUGGACCGUCUCCUCUUCCUCUGCCCCGCAGCACUCCCUCCUCCUUCACACACCAACCCCAAGGCCUUCACUGAACACCUCCCCAUCCCAGAUCCUCCGUCCUGCACUGUACACUGGACAGUGGGGAGGAGCUUGUCUCCUCUGAACCCUGUCCCACUCUUCGACCUGCAGAAACAAGUCCAUGUCGUGGUUGCUGCUGUCCACGCCUGCUUUGAGACUCAGCUUGGGGGGCAUUACCUGCCACCUCCCAUUGAAAGUCUCAUGGACACAAACUUUUGGUCUUUUAGUGCUAACAAUAGCUGUGACAUGCACUGAUUCUCCUCACUUAAGACAUUUGCUAUAAACGCAUAUGUCCUUAACUAAAUUGAGAUUUUGUGUAGUAUUUAUCUAAUUGCUUUCCUGCAAAUCUAUAGAAACUAUUUCACAUAGAAGAUACUCAGAGAAUGAGGUUAGUGAUAGAGGGAACGGGGCUACUCGUGAGCAUUCAUGUAUAUUUUACCUUUAUUAAACACACUCACCGUUAUGUAAUAAAUGGAAAAGUAACUCCAAAACAGUUGUGUCAUGUGAAGAUGGCAUGGACAUACUCAGCAAAGGCUUAUUAAACCCUGAAGCAGCUAAUGCGUUCUGUAUGUAGACAAUAUCCCAUCGUUGUCAUAUUAUAUACUUAGUCAUAAGAUUUUUGUAUCAAGCUCAUAGAAGCUCUUUCUAAAUGGCUUCAUUUUACUGCCAGAGAGGUAACCCUAACACUGCUCAAACUAAUCUCUUUCUUUAGAUAAGCUUGUUGUCAUUUCUCUGUGCAUUUGAAAUAUUGAUAUAUAUCAUAUUUUAAAUAAUGUAAAGAUUACGUAGCUGUGCAAAUUGAAUUUGACUAAUUAUCACUGGAAAAAAGUUUCGAUGUUCCAAAUUAAUUUUCUAUAUGUGACCUAAAUGUUAAACUGUUGUGAUCAUGAAUGUGAAAUGUUGCGUGCAUGUGUUGCAUAAUGUGUAUCGAGCAUAAUGUGAUGUAUUAUGAUGCCCAUUUGACCCCAGGACCCUGGAAUUGUAGUGGGAAAAAAAACUAAAGACACACAAUGUGAGUACAAUCCUGCUACGUUUCUAUUUGAACAUGGCUUUUUCUUCAUAAAACAUGCACAUGUGAAUCGCAGCAUCUUACACCAGACGUCUCAUCUGAUCACUGAAUAUUGCAAAAGUAGAGAAAAGACAUCGGUUUGUCCUGCAUCCUGUUCCGGCCUUCGUCCCACUAACCUGGAGGAUAAAUCUUUGAUGAGCAGAUCUGCUUACUGAAUACAGAGUGCUCUCUGUCUGCCACAAACAGCAGUAACAUCACAAAUCUAAUCUAUAAUCUGUAGACGCUAGUGUAAAGAUUCUAGUUUCAAUGUCUUCAGCUCAAACAUCUGAUUAUGAUUUAUACAAUGUACUGUAUAAUUCACAUUCAGGCAAAUACUUUUCAGAACUGACACAAAUGCCAGGUUGAUAAUUAUACCAUUUAUUUUAUUCAGUUUCUUUUAGUUCCAGGUGUUCAAGCAUUCCUAGGAUUCACACAUUUGUUGGACAUGGGUUUAUCAAUUUGGGGAUAAAUAUGGAAAUGUGGGAAAACUGUGUUGAAUGUUUUUGGCAGAUCUGAGGAGACACAUUUGAAAUGUGAGCAAAGCAUAAAUCUGACAUUUAAGAGCAACUGAAUGUCACUAUCAUGCCGGAUGUCUCUUGCUGAGCGUGACACACAAGUGUUCCCACACAAUGGAAAAUAUUCUCUAUGUUUACUACAUUUAUGUUGGAUGUACAUUUUUGCAGGUUUAGGAUUUGGAGCGUACGCGUCAUGAAAGACAUGGUCCUGGUCGGGGAAUCAUUUGGAACUAUUCUAAUUCACUUUCAUCGGAUGCCAUAUGAUGUUGAAAUUGAAAAAUGAUGUUAACGUCAUUGCCAUUUGAUUUUCUAUAUAUAUUUAAACUCUGUAUAUAGUGACCCUCUCAGAUUUUUGUUGUUUCAUUGUUUCCAUAUUGCAUUAUAUUACAUGUCUCAGCCUUGCUUGAAUAGAAUGUUGGCUAAUGCAUGUAUAAUUAUAUUUUCAGACUGUUGAAGACAAUAAAUCUUUAA